This is a messenger RNA of Styela clava, 581 nucleotides long. RefSeq lists its product as uncharacterized. NCBI's taxonomy places the organism in Eukaryota, Metazoa, Chordata, Ascidiacea, Stolidobranchia, Styelidae. The record is from RefSeq and is a predicted model, not a curated record.
UACGGUCAGUUUAGCUGGAUCAAGAUAGGUUUUUAAAAUUCGAAUAUUUUUUCUAGCAUAUUAAUUGUUACCUAGGGUCAAUAGUUUGACGUUAGUCAAAAAUGGAAAACGAAAAAUAUUGGAUACAUGUAGAUCAACUGCGUUACACUCAGAAUACAAUUAAUGACCAAUUCAAACAUUCUGGAGCAAAACUUGACGACGUGGUUCAGCAAAUAAAGUGCAACCAUAUGUCUGUAAACGAUCUCCCGCCCAUGCAAGUUUACGAAAAGGAUGGGAGGUUUUACAGCUGCGGUAAUAGAAGACUUUACGUGUGUAAAUCCCUGAGAGCAGAGGGUCGCCUCAAUACAGUGCGAGUGGAAUACCUCGGGGAGCACAACCAACACUUAAGCAAUUUUACCUCUAAAAACGAUGGCCAAUGCGUGACAGUCAGAAAGAAAAUAUAAGUUUAUGAUUUUGGAAUGUAAUAAGCUAAAAUGGGAAAUUCCAUUGGCGGACUCUAAAGUGCCUGAUUUUAGCCGUGAUUUUUCGUUAUUGUUGUUUUAUAACUUUAUUUUUAAUAAAAUUUCAAAUAAUAAUUAUGA